AAUCUUCAUACAGGAGAACUGGCUGCUGUAAAAAUAAUCAAGUUAGAACCUGGAGACGACUUUUCAUUGAUACAGCAAGAAAUAUAUAUGGUUAAAGAAUGCAAACAUUGCAACAUAGUCGCCUAUUUUGGGAGCUAUCUCAGCCGUGAGAAGCUGUGGAUAUGCAUGGAAUACUGCGGUGGGGGAUCCCUACAAGAUAUUUAUCAUGUCACAGGACCUCUGUCAGAGUUACAAAUUGCAUAUGUAUGCAGAGAAACCUUACAGGGCCUUGCUUAUUUGCAUGUGAAGGGCAAAAUGCAUAGAGAUAUAAAGGGUGCAAAUAUUCUAUUAACAGACCAUGGAGAUGUCAAGUUGGCUGACUUUGGUGUAGCAGCAAAAAUAACAGCCACCAUUGCAAAGAGGAAAUCAUUUAUUGGUACCCCUUACUGGAUGGCCCCAGAAGUUGCAGCAGUGGAAAAGAAUGGUGGAUACAACCAGCUCUGCGACAUCUGGGCAGUCGGCAUAACAGCGAUUGAACUUGCAGAACUUCAGCCACCCAUGUUUGAUCUUCACCCGAUGAGGGCUUUGUUUUUAAUGUCAAAAAGUAAUUUUCAACCGCCAAAACUAAAGGAAAAAGCAAAAUGGUCAUCGACAUUCCAUAAUUUUGUCAAGAUAGCACUUACAAAAAAUCCAAAGAAGAGACCGACAGCAGACAGACUUCUUUCUCAUAGCUUUGUAGGGCAGCCUGGUCUUUCAAGAUCUUUAGCAGUUGAGCUGUUGGACAAAGUUAAUAACCCUGACAACCAUACACACUACAGUGAAGCUGACGAUGAUGAUUUUGAGCCUCAUUCUGUUAUCCGCCAUACAAUUCGUUCUACGAACAGGAACAUCAGGGCAGAAAGAACGGCAUCAGAGAUAAACUUUGAUAAGCUGCAGUUUGAGCCCCCUCUACGGAAAGAAACAGAAGCUCGGGAUGAAAUGGUUGUGGCAGCUGGCACUGACUUUGCUUCACAUUGGAAUCCUUUUGUUGAUGGAAGCAGCAAAUCAACACUAAAACGAGCAGGGCCACCUCCGCUACCUCCUAAGCCGAGAAUAAACAGUUAUCCUGAGGAGAACCUCCCAGAUGAUGACAAAUGUCAGACAAUAAAACGCUUCCCAGACUCACAGAACAGAGCCCCACCAGCUCACAGGAGACAGAGUAUCCCUGUUUGUGGGCCUCAGACUGAUUCUUCCCCCAUUGGAAAUGGGGGUGGCAUGCUGAAACUCAUUGAAGAAAAUGCAGAAGGGUCUGGACAAAUCCCUCAACUGCCCCGUAAAAAAGAGAAAAGAGAUUUUCCUAAGCCAGCAAUCAAUGGUUUACCACCGACACCGAAGGUGCUGAUGGGAGCAUGUUUUUCCAAAGUCUUUGAUGGUUGUCCUUUGAAGAUUAAUUGUGCAACAUCAUGGAUACAUCCAGAUACUAAAGAUCAGUACAUUAUCUUUGGCACAGAAGAAGGUAUCUAUACCUUGAAUUUGAAUGAACUUCACGAAGCAACAAUGGAACAGUUAUUUCCCCGAAAAUGCACAUGGCUGUAUGUUAUCAAUAACACCUUAAUGUCCUUGUCAGAAGGGAAAACAUUCCAGCUGUACUCCCAUAAUUUAAUAGCUUUGUUUGAACAAGCCAAAAAAACAGGAUUAGCGGCUCAUAUUCAAACCCAUAGGUUUCCUGACAAAAUAUUACCAAGGAAGUUUGCCUUAACGACGAAGAUCCCUGAUACAAAAGGAUGCCACAAAUGCUGUAUAGUACGAAAUCCAUACACAGGACAUAAGUACCUUUGUGGUGCAUUGCAGUCUGGAAUUGUUCUACUACAGUGGUAUGAGCCAAUGCAGAAAUUCAUGUUAAUAAAGCACUUUGACUUCCCUUUGCCAAGCCCUUUGAAUGUGUUUGAAAUGCUAGUGAUACCAGAGCAGGAGUACCCUAUGGUCUGUGUAGCUAUCAGCAAGGGUACUGAACCAAACCAGGUUGUUCAGUUUGAGACAAUCAACUUGAAUUCUGCUUCUUCAUGGUUUACAGAAAUUGGUGCAGGCAAUCAGCAGUUAGAUGCCAUUCAUGUAACACAGCUGGAAAGAGACACUGUCUUAGUCUGCCUGGACAAAUUUGUGAAAAUUGUGAAUUUACAAGGGAAAUUGAAGUCAAGCAAGAAACUGGCCUCUGAGCUGAGCUUUGAUUUCUGCAUUGAGUCAGUGGUGUGCCUUCAAGACAGUGUGUUGGCCUUCUGGAAACAUGGCAUGCAGGGCAAAAGCUUUAAGUCAGAUGAAGUUACCCAAGAGAUAUCUGAUGAAACCAGGGUUUUCCGCUUACUGGGAUCAGACAGAGUGGUAGUGUUAGAAAGCAGGCCAACAGAAAAUCCGACUGCACACAGCAAUCUCUACAUCUUGGCUGGACAUGAAAAUAGUUACUAA
Messenger RNA from Nestor notabilis (Kea), 2421 nucleotides. It is a transcript of the gene MAP4K5, whose product is annotated as mitogen-activated protein kinase kinase kinase kinase 5. Gene Ontology annotation, biological process: protein phosphorylation. Bases 88 to 2421 code for a protein of 777 amino acids. The transcript is spliced from 31 exons. The record is from RefSeq and is a predicted model, not a curated record. Gene Ontology annotation, molecular function: ATP binding; MAP kinase kinase kinase kinase activity. NCBI's taxonomy places the organism in Eukaryota, Metazoa, Chordata, Aves, Psittaciformes, Psittacidae.